CCCAAAAGGCUGCAGCAUACCUUAGAACAAGUUAGUGAUGACAAAUAUUUACUUGAAAGCCAUCAGAUUGCUAUGGAUGUGGAGAAUAAUAUCGAAAAAUAUCCUAUCAACUUGCAGCCCCUGGAAUCAAAAGUGAAAAUUAUUCAGCGAGCAUGGCGCAAAUAUCUGCAGCAUCAGGAUUUGCCGCACCAGGACCACCUGGAGAAGCGCAGUCCAUCACCACCUUCCUUGUCAUCUGACAAAAUGAGCAGUUCAAUCAGCAUGAACACUUUUUCUGAUGGCAGCACUCCUGAUUACCGCGAGGAUGGGAUGGAUUUAGGAAGCGACGCGUGUAGCAGCCGCUCCAGCUCCGAGUCCAGCUCCAGCAAAGUCACCCCUUGCUCGGAGUGCAAAUCCUCCCCCUCCCCCAGCAGCCUGGACUUGGCGGCCCUGGAGGACUCGGAGGAGGAGGAGGAUUACCUGGGGUACGGAAGGAAGGGCACUGCCGCGUGGGAGGAGGACGGGCUCUGCACCGCCGGCUGCGAUGCCAAGGCUGCCAAGCGAAGGAGUUUGGCGGAGGAGCUGGAGGAUGUGAGAAGCACCAGCGCCUCCAACACCAUGCCGCCCCCCGCCCCCAACGGCAACCCCCCGCCCCAGGACCUCCGGCAGAACGGCAACGUGGUGCCCCCCAGCCGCAGGACGGGACACCGCGGGGCAGGAGGGCGCAAAGCCCAUCCCCAGAAAGCCCAGCCGGCUGUGGGGAGGCUCCGCGGUGGAGGGGGGGUCGCCCCCGGGCACCCCUUGGACAGCUCCACGGGGGGCACUUGGCUGAAAGAGCAGGAGCCUCAGCUCCCGACUAUGGACUGGGAGGCUUUGGAGAAACACCUGGCAGGGUUACAGUUUCAGGAACAGGAGGUACGAAACCAGAGCCAGAAAACAAACUACACCUCAGCUCAGAAAAAUGAGAGAGAAUCUAUCAGGCAGAAAUUGGCACUUGGAAGUUUCUUUGAUGAUGGCCCAGGAAUUUAUACCAGCUGUAGCAAAAGUGGCAAGCCAAGCCUUUCUUCUCGGCUACAAAGUGGGAUGAACCUGCAGAUUUGUUUUGUAAAUGACAGUGGUAGUGACAAGGAUAGCGAUGCCGAUGACAGCAAGACUGAAACAAGCUUGGAUACACCUGUGUCUCCAAUGAGCAAGCAAAGCUCCUCCUACUCUGAUAGAGACACUACUGAAGAGGAAUCCGAAUCCCUAGAUGACAUGGAUUUUCUCACUAGACAAAAGAAACUGCAAGCUGAAGCCAAAAUGGCUUUGGCUAUGGCAAAACCAAUGGCCAAAAUGCAAGUGGAGGUGGAAAAGCAGAACAGGAAAAAAUCCCCCGUAGCUGAUCUUCUGCCACAUAUGCCUCAUAUAAGUGAAUGCUUGAUGAAAAGAAGUUUAAAACCCACUGACCUGAGAGAUAUGACUAUUGGGCAGCUACAAGUGAUAGUCAAUGAUCUCCACUCACAAAUAGAAAGCUUGAAUGAAGAAUUGGUGCAGCUGCUUCUUAUUCGAGAUGAAUUGCACACAGAGCAGGAUGCAAUGCUGGUAGACAUUGAAGACUUGACCAGACAUGCUGAAAGUCAGCAGAAGCACAUGGCAGAGAAAAUGCCAGCAAAAUAA
Molecule: messenger RNA, 1635 nt
Organism: Emys orbicularis (European pond turtle)
Lineage: Eukaryota; Metazoa; Chordata; Testudines; Emydidae
Gene: SCHIP1
Product: schwannomin interacting protein 1
Exons: 10
Coding region: 73-1635 (520 amino acids)
Biological process (GO): positive regulation of hippo signaling
Cellular component (GO): cell junction; plasma membrane
Source: RefSeq, a predicted model, not a curated record